Molecule: messenger RNA, 964 nt
Organism: Mandrillus leucophaeus (drill)
Lineage: Eukaryota; Metazoa; Chordata; Mammalia; Primates; Cercopithecidae
Gene: MRPL24
Product: mitochondrial ribosomal protein L24
Exons: 6
Coding region: 220-870 (216 amino acids)
Biological process (GO): translation
Cellular component (GO): ribosome; mitochondrion
Molecular function (GO): structural constituent of ribosome; RNA binding
Source: RefSeq, a predicted model, not a curated record
AUGUGCUGAGCAGCCGAAGUGCCGCGGAAAGUGGAGGUGAGGGCCGCCCGCCCCAGAGGUGCUCAUCCGAGAGGCAGGUGCGGGAAGAGCCUAACCUUUUCCCUGCCCAUGGCUCAGUCGCCUCCCCAGGGUUUCUUUGCACCGAAAGUUUGGAGCGGAGCUAACAAGGAAGAUUUCUGAGCAUUUUGCUGGCAAAGGGAUUUCUUACAGCCUCCAGGCAUGCGUCUUUCUGCCCUACUGGCCUUGGCAUCCAAGGUCACUCUGCCCCCCAAUUACUGCUAUGGGAUGAGCCCCUCAGGCUCCUUGGCAGACAAGAGGAAGAAUGCCCCAUGGAGCAGGCGGCGCCCAGUGGUUGUGGAACCCAUCUCUGAUGAAGACUGGCAUCUGUUCUGUGGGGACACGGUGGAGAUCCUAGAAGGCAAGGAUGCCGGAAAGCAGGGCAAAGUGGUUCAAGUUAUCCGGCAGCAAAACUGCGUGGUCGUGGGAGGGCUGAACACAUAUUACCGCUACAUUGGCAAGACCAUGGAAUACCGAGGAACCAUGAUCCCUAGUGAAGCCCCCUUGCUCCACCGCCAGGUCAAACUUGUGGAUCCUAUGGACAGGAAACCCACUGAGAUUGAGUGGAGAUAUACUGAAGCAGGAGAGCGGGUACGAGUCUCCACACGAUCGGGGAGAAUUAUCCCUAAACCCGAAUUUCCCAGAGCUGAUGGCAUCGUCCCUGAAACAUGGAUUGAUGGCCCCAAAGACACAUCAGUGGAAGAUGCUUUAGAAAGAACCUACGUGCCCCGUCUAAAGACACUACAGGAGGAGGUGAUGGAGGCCAUGGGGAUCAAGGAGACUCGGAAAUACAAGAAGGUCUAUUGGUAUUGAGCCCAGGAACAGCAGCUCCUCCCCAACUUGUGUCCCAGCCUUGAAGGCUGAGGCACCUCUUUUUCAGAUGCCAAUAAAGAGCAGUUUAUGAGUC